UCAAAGUCAGGCACACAGAUCAUUUAUAGGAGUGGCUGAUCUAACCGUGAGAAAUCAUAAACUUGUAUCACUGCCCAAGAUUAAAACACUACAAUUUGAUUAGUAACAUAUAAAUAAACUACCUCAAUGAACCUUUGCUCUGAGUGAAGAAAAAAAGUAAUCCACACUUGACCUGAAAUGUACAAUUUCACUGACAUUGCUUAAUUCUUUUCAGAUUUUUGAAGUUAUCUCACCUUGCUCUCUCAACAUGUCACGAGUAGCACCCUUGAGACGAACUGCAACUGAUUUAGUUAACAGGAAUCAAGAUCUGGCACUCAAUACAACUAUAUACAUUUUGAGAGAAUUAGGCCCUGUUGGAUUCCUUCUUAAAGAAGAAGGUAUACCUAAAUGCUUUAAAGUAAAUAUAGGAAAUCCUCACAAUUGCAGCUGUUCCAUAUUUCUCAAAGAAAACGACCUCUGCAAACACAUAUGCUGGGUUUUGUUAAAGAAGUUCAAGCUUCCACGUGAUCAUGAAUGUGCCUUCCAAUUUGGCCUUGUGGACCGAGAAAUUGAAAUGCUUCUGGACAAUCUUCACACGGACAAAACACCACGGCAUCCCACCAAAAAUUCUAAAAUAAAGCAUAAUGUUGAAGAAGCAGUUGGACUUGUGACUCAGAAGGAAAUUUAUCCAGAGGAUGUCUGUCCUAUUUGCCAGGAAGAACUAUUGAAAAAGAAACAACCCGUGACAUAUUGCAGAUACACCUGCGGAAACAGUGUCCAUAUCAAAUGCAUGAAUAUUUGGGUAGAACACCAAGCAAAGACUGAGAAUGAAACCACUAUCAAGUGUCCUCUGUGCAGGGAGGUGUUUGCACCACUGAGCCUCCUACAGGAAGAAUUUAGAAACAUCACCAAAUUUACCAUGGCAGCAGAAAGGGAAAGACUUGACAGACACCUUGGAAUUCCUUGUAAUAAAUGUGGAAUUUGUCCAAUUCAGGGCAAAUGCUACAGAUGUUUGAGCUGUCCUGAUUUUCACCUUUGUCAGGAGUGCUUCCCAUGUCCGAGCCACUCUCAGCAUAAGUUCUCUUUUCGGGAGAAGAGAAAUCAGCGUUGGAGACCACUACAGCAAGUUUCCAGUGUGCCUUUACCUCUAGCAGUUAUCAAUGAUCUGAUGAAUAGAGAAAUAGUUGCCAAUGAUUAUAAUAUACUUCUGCAGUUGGACAGAAAUAUAUCAAGCUCAGUGCCUGGACAUGUAGUACAUGCUUUACCCAUGUUAAUUGUGAAAGAGCAAAGCAAACUGCUCGUGCCUGGUCAGCAGUGCAGAGUUUGUCUAAAAGCAUUCAGACUAAGGCAGGAAGUUCGAUGUCUCCCUUGUCAGCACAAGUUUCAUAAAGAAUGCAUCGACCAUUGGUUGUUGCAUGAAUGCAACUCUUGUCCCAUUGAUGGUCAAGUAAUCUACAAUCCGUUAACCUGGAAUGAAGGACCAAGUCGAAGCAAAAAGAAAGAAGCAACUACUAAUUCAGAGCAUUCCGGGCCUCCAGCCCAAAUGGAGCAACCACAUUUUCUUAUUCCAGUAAUUGGUUAUAAUUCACCGCUGAAGAAAGCAAGCAACAACCAAGCUCAUGGACAUCAAAAACAAGGUCACGUUCAAAGAGGGCAUAGGACUCAAAAUGCAGUAGGCUUCACAGAGGAUUUCGCUGUGAAUGGUUUGAGUUGCCUUCAUUUAAACAAUGCAAAAAGUGAAACAAGUCUUGCUGCUGGACAUUCAAUUCCUAUUGGGAUGUCUCAGGAACCUUAUUUUCCAAGUCUUUUACCUGGUAUACUUGAUAAAAGAAAUGAAAAUAUUGCAGUUAAAUCAAAGAAUUCCAACAGCAGUCAGAUAAAGAGGGAGAUCGGCAUGGGUAGGUCUCGUACGACUGGUUCAAGCAGUGCUCCUGUUCUACAUGCACGCAGCAGCAGCAAGUCAGACUCAACAGAAUUAUCAUCGCCACAAAAGAUGCCACACCUGGAUGUUUGUCCCCUUGAAAGCAGCAACACAAGAAAGAUCCAAAGCAGUGGCUUUAAAGGCGACAUCAGAAAACAAGGCAGCGUCCUUUCAAGAAGAGCCAGGUGUCCUCCUGUGAGUUCAGCAGCUGAGAAUAUGACUUGCGAUUGGAGGGAAUCUCAGUGAACAACAGGAUUUAAAUCCAUUCACUCAUUGCUAAGCGCAGGUUUAUUAAUAUUUCUAGAAUUAUUAGGAAAGUUAUUACUUGAGAAUGUUUUAAAUCAAUGAGUUAAAACAAUGAGCAAAUUACAUACAUUUUUACCAAUUCAUGGAGAACGUACAAACUUCUUAGGAUGUACAGACCUGUGAAAUUUAUCUCAAUAGAGUUUUCAAAAUUAUGGCAUUUACCUCACUUUACAGUCUUGUUGUCCACAGAUGAUGGUCAACUCUAUAAUAUCAAAAAUCUGACAGAUGUAAGUGUUUUAAUAAAUGAAUACAGGCAUUUGCAGUGUAUACCUUUCUUUGUUUAAGAAUUCAAUUCUUUCUUAUGUGUGGAAAUAUAACUUGAUUUUUUUUUUCUCUUGAUGAUUUAUUUACUUUGAAUCAGGUGAAGGCUGGUAACUCAUUCUGAGGUUUCUAAUGAACAAUGUAUUUUCCAUGAAAUCAAAAUAAACCACAAAAAUAAGACUUC
Amblyraja radiata (thorny skate) is the source of this 2651-nucleotide messenger RNA. RefSeq names its product zinc finger, SWIM-type containing 2 (gene zswim2). Bases 248 to 2146 code for a protein of 632 amino acids. Gene Ontology annotation, molecular function: zinc ion binding; ubiquitin protein ligase activity. The record is from RefSeq and is a predicted model, not a curated record. NCBI's taxonomy places the organism in Eukaryota, Metazoa, Chordata, Chondrichthyes, Rajiformes, Rajidae. The transcript has 9 exons.